Molecule: messenger RNA, 1775 nt
Organism: Triticum aestivum (bread wheat)
Lineage: Eukaryota; Viridiplantae; Streptophyta; Magnoliopsida; Poales; Poaceae
Product: disease resistance protein Pik-2-like
Exons: 1
Coding region: 1-1239 (412 amino acids)
Molecular function (GO): ADP binding
Source: RefSeq, a predicted model, not a curated record
AUGGCAGAGUUCGCGCUUGGGUUGACCAAGUCGGCGGUGGAGGGGACGAUAAGCAGGGUGAAGUCGGCGAUUGACGAGGAGGGUAAGCAAAGGGUGCGUGUUCAGGACGACCUGGUGUUCAUCACCGGGGAGUUUGAAAUGAUGCAGUCCUUUCUUGGCGUCGCCAAUGCCGAGCGCGCCAAUAACCCGGUGGUGCGGACAUGGGUGAAGCAGCUCCGUGACCUGGCCUUCGAUGUCGAGGACUGUGUUGAGUUCGUCAUCCACCUUGACAAACCGGCACGCUGGGACUGGGUCCGGCGCUUCACCUCGUCCGUCAUCUGCAUCGCAAGGCCGCCGCUGCCCCUGGAUGUGGCGGUUGCAGACAUCAAGCGGCUCAAGACCAGGGUGGAGGAUGUAAGCCAGAGGAACACACGCUACAACCUCAUCGGUGACUCCGGCUCAAGCUCCAACUCUGCCGUUACUGUUGUCUCCACUCCGGCAGUAGAGCUUAAGCCGGCCGGCGCAGCAUCAGCAUUCCACACCCUAUGCGAGGUGUGGGAGGAAGCGGGGAGGAAGCGACGCGGCACGGAUGAUCUCAAGAAGUUGAUCUUGAGAGGAGGGGGUGACCUUGAAGUCAUCUCCCUAUGGGGAGGUCAAGAGGCUGCACAUCUUGAGGUUAUUAAGGAGGCCUACAAUGAUCCACAGAUCUGCCAAGAAUUCUGUAUCCGUGCACGGGUAAAGCUGCUGCAUCCAUUCAACCUUGACGAGUUCCUCAAGAGCUUGCUCACUCAGUUCAACUCGGCGGCCUCCCUUCACCGACAAAGGAGCUCUGGGCAUUCUCACAUCCAGAUCCAGGCAACGGAUGGCGUAUGUGAGAAUGACCAGCUCAUGCGCCAUGUGACAGAGCAUAGGUAUCUCGUCAUCCUGGAAGAUGUAUGCACUGCGGCAGAGUGGGAUGACAUCAGAAAGUAUCUGCCGGGCAGUAAGAAUGGCAGCCGGAUAGUCGUGUCAGCGAAGCAAUUGGGGCUUGCGGUUUCCUGCGUGCGGAAGUCGUACCAACUAGCGGAGCUCCAAAAGUUCUCUCAUGGUCAAUCUCUUUGUGCAUUCAUCAACAAGGUAUGCAGUUUUCUUUUCCUUUUGCAAAAACAUCCAAUCUAUUUAUCAAACAUCAUGGCAGUAAAAAAUAUAUCAGAAUUAACAGAAAUUACAUCCAUAUUCGUAGGCCACCUAGCGACGACUACAAGCACUAAACAACUGUAAUAGUAUAUUACCAUAGAAAUGCAUAGCAUUUGGUUAAACUAAUUAUUAAAAAUAAUAUCAGAAUGCCAAUUUUCACAUACCCAGUGAAAUCCAUAUAGCUCUAAUAAUAUUUUUACCUUGGCCUCCGUAUCACCUCGAAUAGCUUAGUUACUUAUUACUAGCAAACAUGCCCGUGCGUUGCAACAGGAGAGAAAAAAUUUACACGCUAGCCAAAAUAAGUUUGACUCAAUACCUUGACAUAUGAGCGUUCUCUAUUUUAACACAGUGACUCGCGAUGUUGCGAACAUGUUUUAUAAUUUGCGAAUAGUUUUGUAAAAUCUAAUAUUUAUUGAAACUGCGAAAUUUUUAUGAUUUCCCACACAUUUCUGAAUUCACAAACAUUUAUGAUUUCUCAAAUAUGUUUUUCAAAAUUUGCAAUGUUUUGAAAUUUGGAAAUAUUGAAUUAAUUUAAAGAAGGAAAAAACAAAAAAAGAAGUGAGCAAAUAAAAGAAAAAGACAAAAGAUGAAAUGAAAAAAAUAGGGGAGUCACGCCUGCG